Messenger RNA from Triticum turgidum subsp. durum (durum wheat), 2775 nucleotides. The record is from the annotation of a GenBank genome assembly. Lineage: Eukaryota; Viridiplantae; Streptophyta; Magnoliopsida; Poales; Poaceae.
AUGGCUGAAAUUGUUCUUCUUCUAGUCAUUGAAAAGAUGGUAAUCGCCUUAGCAAAUGGAGCAGCAAAUCAGGCGAGUGCUCAUUUUUCCAAGUAUGGGACCCAACUAAUAGAGCUACAGGGCAGCAUGGGCCGCGUUGUUAGGGAGCUUCGUAUAAUUCAUGAUGUUCUAUGUCAAAUGGACAUUCGAAACCGCCACAAUCAAGUGUAUGAGGGCUGGUUGGAUGAGGUGUGGAAGGUAGCACAUGCGAUGGAGGAUAUGGUGGAUGAGUACAUGUAUCAAGUUGGCCGGGAACAUGAUACUGGGUGUUGCUUCUACCUGAAGAAAGGGCUUAGAAAACCAAGAUCUCUGCUUUCCUUGAAUCAGAUAUCUUCCAAAGUGAAGGAAAUAGAGAAAGACCUUGCACACCUGUCAGAGAUGAAAUACCGAUGGGUUCCCAUGAUAAACAAUGAAGAUACUGGCAGCUUGAAUUACAUGGUCAAGAAGUCUCAAGAUCUAGCAAACAUCUCACGUUCCCUUGAUGACGAAGAUCUAGUUGGGGUGGAUGAAAAUAGAGGAAAACUUGAGCAAUGGUUGGGAAGUGACGAUGUGGAACGUUCCCUGAUAACACUGAUAGGAAUGGGUGGGCUGGGCAAAACAGCUUUAGCAUCAAAUGUCUAUAGGAAAGAGAGAGAGAAAUUUCAGUGCCAUGCAUGGGUCUCCAUCUCUCAAACUUAUUCUAGAGAAGAUGUCUUGAGGAAUAUAAUCAAGGAAUUAUUCAAAAAUGAAGUCAGUGGUCCAUCAAACAUUGCAGCGAUGGAUAUCACAAGCCUUGAAGAGACAUUGAAGAGGUAUCUAGGGCAAAUGAAGUAUUUGAUCAUAUUAGAUGAUGUUUGGACUCCAGAUGCAUUUGAAGACCUGUCUAGGUCACUUGUUUGUAAUGGUAAGGGAAGCAGAUUGAUAAUCACAACACGGCAGGGUGAUGUUGCCGCACUUGCUUCUCAAGGACACAUAUUAACACUUGAACCUUUACCAGAAGACAAGGCUUGGGAUCUUUUUUGUAAGAAAUCUUUUCCAAAAGAAACAAACCAUCACUGUCCUGAGGAGUUGAGGCUUUUGUCCGAGGAAAUACUUAGCAAGUGCAAAGGAUUGCCUCUUGCUAUUGUGUCAGUUGGCAGCCUCUUGCAUGUGCGUGAGAAAACCGUUGAAGAAUGGAAAAGAAUAAAUGACCAAUUGAGUUGGGAGAUACUUAAUAACUCAAGGCUCGACCACAUAAGGAAUGUGUUGCAUCUGAGCUAUAUCUACCUUCCAACAUACUUGAAGAGUUGUUUCCUGUACUGCAGCCUAUUUCCAGAAGACUAUCUUUUUCGCAGAAAAACUCUUGUACGGUUAUGGACGGCGGAGGGGUUCAUCGUGGAGAGGGGUGUAAGCACAUUAGAAGAAGUGGCAGAAGGUUAUCUGAAGGAGUUGGUUAACAGGAACAUGCUACAACUUGUUCGCAGGAAUGCAUUUGGUAGGAUGAAAAGAUUCAGAAUGCAUGAUAUCAUACGUGAAUUGGCAGUUGAUUUGUGCCAGAACUAUCGUUUUGGUGUUAAAUCUGAGGAUUAUAUAUGCGGGGGUACUCUUCAUAGGGAUGGACGGAGAUUGGUAGUGCACAAACUAAAGAAGGAUAUUCGUCAUUCAUUUUCUAGCAUACAUGAACUUCGAACUUUCAUUACACUGGACAAAAGCAUGCCGCCAUUAACCCUGCUACCUCUAAUAUCUGAGAAUUCAAGAUAUAUGACAGUGCUAGAAUUAACUGGCCUACCUAUUGAGAAGAUUCCCAAUGCUAUUGGUGAUCUUUUUAAUCUCCGCCAUUUGGGUUUGCGGGAUUCAAAAGUGAGGUAUCUCCCAAAAUCCAUCGAGAAGCUUUUGAAUCUGUUGACACUGGACCUCUGUAGAUCUGACAUACAUGAGUUGCCUAGAGGGAUUGUCAAGUUGAAGAAGCUUAGGCACUUGUUUGCUGAGAAAGAAACUGUGUCAGGACGAGACUUUCGACUUAGCAGUGGUGUAUGCAUCCCCAUUGGGCUUGGGAACCUAACAAACCUGCAGACUCUACAAGCGUUGGAAGUGCAAGAUGAAUCCAUUAAGCAACUAGCGGAGCUAAGGCAACUCAGAAGCUUGAAGAUAUGCAAUGUGAAGGGAAUCUACUGUGAACACCUCCACGAGUCUCUGGUGCAGAUGCCAUUUUUGUCCUACCUAUAUGUGGGUGCAAGUGACAAGAAUGAAGUUCUCAUGUUGAACACCCUCCCGACUAGCCUGCAAAAGUUAAGGUUGAACGGAAGAUUGCCGGAAGGGACACUUUCGAGGGGGUCUACUCUCUUUCAAGGUGUGGAGCAGAACAUGUAUUCACUACGCCUGUCUUGGUCGCAGUUGAGAGAAGACCCUUUGCCAUCCCUUUCCCAGUUGGUGAAUUUGACAGUUCUUCACUUCUUUAGAGCAUACAAUGGAGAGAAGCUGACGUUUCUCACGGGAUGGUUUCCCAACCUGAAGCAUCUCUCUCUAAGAGACAUGCCUAACCUGAAGCGACUAGAGAUAAAGCUAGGUGCCAUGGCGACCCUGGAAUCAUUUACGUUAGGCAGCCUAAACAGCAUGGCGGAGGUCCCACCUGGCCUUGAGUUUCUCAUGCCCCUCCAGUAUCUAGGCUUCUUCCAAAUUACUCGCGACUUCCUCAAGUUGUUGUACCAAUGUCCUCAACUUGCUUGUACGCAAUGGCAACACACUCUCCGCGACGACGACGACGAUGAUGACCGGUGA